UAGGUGCCGGCCGCCCCUGGCGUUCAACACCGCUUCCAGGUGCCGGCCGUGUCUGCCAUGGACGACUAUGCGGUUUUGUCCGAUACUGAGCUGGCCGCAGUGCUACGCCAGUACAACAUCCCGCAUGGGCCUAUUGUGGGUCCCCUCCCCGUGUUCCCUUGUGCUCUUGGGGUGCUCGGCUCGCACCCGCUGACCGCUUCGCACCCUGUGUCUGGGCAGGCUCCACUCGCAAGCUCUACGAAAAGAAAAUCUUCGAGUACGAGACCCAGAGAAGGAGGCUUUCGCCCCCCAGCUCGUCAUCGUCUUCAUUCUCCUAUCGGUUCUCAGACUUGGAUUCAGCCUCCGUGGACUCAGACAUGUAUGAUCUGCCCAAAAAGGAGGACGCCUUACUUUACCAGAGCAAGGACUAUAAUGAUGACUACUAUGAGGAGAGCUAUUUGACUACCAGGACAUACGGGGAGCCCGAGUCUGUGGGCAUGUCCAAGAGCUUCCGCCGGCCAGGGACCUCACUUGUAGAUGCUGAUGAUACCUUCCAUCACCAGGUGCGUGAUGACAUUUUCUCUUCUUCAGAAGAGGAAGGCAAGGAUAGGGAACGCCCCAUCUAUGGCCGAGACAGUGCCUACCAGAGCAUCGCACACUACCGCCCCAUUUCCAAUGUCUCCAGGAGCUCCCUGGGCUUAUCAUAUUAUCCUACAUCCUCCACCUCUUCUGUGUCCUCCUCUUCAUCUUCUCCCUCUUCAUGGCUUACCCGACGUGCCAUUCGACCAGAAAAGCAGGCCCCUACUGCUGCUCUGGGCCAGGAUCGACAGGUCCCACUCUGGGGCCAGCUGUUACUCUUCCUGGCCUUUGCUGCCUUUCUGCUCUUUGUUUACUAUUCCAUACAAGCUGAAGAAGGCAACCCCUUCUGGAUGGAUCCCUAAGGGUAUUGGUUUCAGAGCAGCUCUUAACAGGAGUUUUGGCUGACUGCCUUAGCAGUGUUUGCUGGGGGUGGGGGGUAGGGGCUUUUUUGUGUAUUCUAGUUAGAGGGUACAGGGCCUAGCCUACGGCAGUGCUUGUCUCCACCUCAUCUUGCCAAGGAAGCAGCAAAUGCUGGCUUUCCACAGCCCAGUAGGCCCGUAUGUACCUUCCUCUGGAGCCUCCUAGCCUUAUUGCCUCUGACUCUUAGGGUAUGGGGAUCUGGUGGGGAGGACCUCACUUCAUUAGAGGAAAACUUGGUGGUGGCAGUGGUAGUUGUCAUGCAUGCCUGUUUGUUGUCACCUUUUCAGGGGGUAUUAACAAGGCCAUCCUGGCUUUGCUUUCGUGGACACAAUAAUAAACAUGUUUAUUUUUA
Messenger RNA from Rattus norvegicus (Norway rat), 1330 nucleotides. Lineage: Eukaryota; Metazoa; Chordata; Mammalia; Rodentia; Muridae. The record is from RefSeq and is a predicted model, not a curated record.